This is a messenger RNA of Leucoraja erinaceus (little skate), 4914 nucleotides long. It is a transcript of the gene celf2, whose product is annotated as cugbp, Elav-like family member 2. The record is from RefSeq and is a predicted model, not a curated record. Lineage: Eukaryota; Metazoa; Chordata; Chondrichthyes; Rajiformes; Rajidae. Gene Ontology annotation, cellular component: ribonucleoprotein complex; cytoplasm; nucleus. Bases 393 to 2039 code for a protein of 548 amino acids. Gene Ontology annotation, molecular function: mRNA 3'-UTR binding. The transcript has 15 exons. Gene Ontology annotation, biological process: mRNA splice site recognition; regulation of alternative mRNA splicing, via spliceosome.
UCGCUCGGCGGAACACACCGAAUGUGUUCAUUCAGUGGAAGCCGCUUGCUGCGAAUUUUUGUGUGUGUGUGUGUUCGAGAACAUCGGCUUGGCACUAGUUUGGAUCAGUGUUGAACCUCCUACUCUCAGCAGUCAGCACCUCCAGUUGCAUCUGAGGCAACUCAUUCACCCUCCACCCCUCUGCACAGUGAAGGAAGGAGAGGGAGAGAGAGAGAGUGGGGGAGGGAGAAAGAAAGAGAAAGAGAGAGAGCGAGAGAGAGAUGCGGUAACUGCACAGAUCCUCCAGCACCUGUCCCUCUCGAUCGGCGGGACAGCAGUUUCCAGUCUAGAGGACUAUCUCGCCCAGGGCUGUCUCGUCGCCACAGACAGGGUGCUGCUGAAGGGGGGCGAACAUGACCGCUUUCCAGCUGGACUUUCUGCCCGAGAGCAUGGUGGAUAACUGUGGCCUGGCCUCCGACAGACUUAACGGCACAAAUAACAAGAUGAAUGGUGCAAUAGAUCACUCGGACCAGCCUGACCCAGACGCCAUUAAGAUGUUCGUCGGCCAGAUCCCACGAUCUUGGUCAGAAAAAGAGCUAAAGGAACUGUUUGAGCCGUACGGUACAGUCUACCAGAUCAACGUGCUACGAGAUCGCAGCCAAAACCCUCCACAGAGCAAAGGGUGUUGUUUUGUCACGUUUUACACGAGGAAAGCGGCUCUUGAGGCUCAGAAUGCGCUGCACAAUAUCAAGACCCUCCCCGCGAUGCAUCACCCUAUUCAGAUGAAACCUGCUGACAGUGAAAAAUCAAAUGCUGUGGAGGACCGAAAGUUGUUCAUCGGGAUGGUUUCAAAAAAAUGCAACGAGAACGACAUCAGAGUGAUGUUCUCGACGUUCGGGCAGAUAGAAGAAUGCAGAAUUCUCCGGGGACCAGACGGUUUGAGUCGAGGCUGUGCAUUUGUCACGUUUUCUACCAGGGCAAUGGCACAGAAUACAAUCAAAUCCAUGCACCAGUCUCAAACCAUGGAGGGCUGCUCGUCGCCAAUUGUGGUGAAGUUCGCCGACACUCAGAAGGACAAGGAGCAACGGCGCCUACAACAGCAGCUGGCUCAGCAGAUGCAGCAGCUUAACACCGCCACAUGGGGCAACCUCACUGGCCUGGGCGCCCUGGGACCACAGUACCUGUCUGUAAGUGGUCAUUGGGGAACCAAGAACAUUGGCGAGAUUGGAACAAAGGAACUUUUCGUACCUCAAAACAUGCACACACUCUUGCAGCAAGCAACCUCGACAAGUAACCUAGGCACCUUCAGUGGCAUUCAACAGAUGGCAGGUAUGAAUGCCUUGCAAUUACAGAACUUAGCCACGCUGGCAGCGGCAGCAGCGGCAGCACAGAACACGGCGACCACAAACGCCAACCCACUCUCCGCGGCCACCGGACUGGGUGCCCUCACAAGCCCAGUGCAAUGGGGCAGCAGCCAGCAGUCGAUGCCUGUAGCGGGAACGAAUAACUCUGGCACUGCGGCUGCCAUGAACUCACUGACAUCUCUGGGGACACUCCAAGGCCUCGCCGGAGCCACAGUUGGGUUAAAUAACAUUAAUGCACUGGCAGGUAUGGCGGCACUGAACGGAGGACUGGGAGCAGCAGGCUUGACAAACGGUUCUGCCGGCACCAUGGAUGCCCUGACCCAGGCCUACUCAGGAAUCCAGCAGUAUGCCGCUGCAGCACUGCCCACACUGUACAGCCAGAGCCUGCUGCAGCAACAGAGCGCCGCGGGCAGCCAGAAGGAAGGUCCAGAAGGUGCAAACCUGUUUAUUUACCAUCUUCCCCAAGAGUUUGGUGAUCAAGACAUCCUGCAAAUGUUUAUGCCCUUUGGGAACGUAGUGUCUGCUAAAGUCUUCAUUGAUAAACAGACCAAUCUUAGCAAGUGCUUUGGUUUUGUAAGUUACGACAACCCUGUCUCUGCGCAAGCCGCCAUCCAGGCCAUGAACGGUUUUCAGAUCGGAAUGAAGCGUUUGAAAGUUCAGCUGAAGCGAUCCAAGAACGACAGCAAGCCCUACUGAGUCUAGUGUGGGAGGUUAAUGCUGUUACUUUAGCUUUGUUAGGACAUCUUCAUGCUCGUUAAUCCAUCGUUUGCCUAGCAUGUCCCCGUGGCGCCAAAAAAAAAAAAGCUCAUCGUUCCGUCAUUGUUUCCGAUGUCUUUCUGACCUCACAUCACACUUGGUUUCCCACUUUGACCCCCCUCUGCCCAGUUUGACCUUGAGAUUUUUUGCAUGUGACCUCAUCCAGUCCUGACUUCAAAAAAAAAAGUUCAAUGUGAAAGCAAAAAGCCUAGCUGCGUUCGUGUUGAGACUGAAAAAUAAAAAAUAAACUUAUUUUAAGAAAGUUAAAGCAAGACAAAAAUAUAUAAGAGAGAGAGAGAGAGAGAGAGAUUUAAAAAAAAUAACCUGUGGCGAAAAUGUUUCUUUUUUUUUCAUGAAACAAACUUGAAAAUAUUAUACAGGGAACGACUUUCUGUCUGGUCACUUGAAAUAGCGAUAGCAAUAUGUGGCCAGAGUGCAGAAUAAAGGUUUCUCAAUGAAACAGACUACUUCUGAUUAGUUGGAGAAACUGGUCAGAUAUUAUCAAGAGCUCUGUAAUAGUUUUUACAUUUUUCAGGCAGUGUAAAGUUUUGAUAAGGGCCAUUUAAGUGGCCCACUUUCUCAUCAAUAUAUAUAGAAAUGAAAAAAACCACUUUUUUUGUAGACUGAUUUAAGAUAAUUAAAAAGAAGACCCAUGUUUGGGAAAAGACUACCUACCUGUGUCACCUUUUGCUGAACUGAUUCACACCUAGACAAUCUGUGGUAAAUGCACAUUAAAAAUGAACCUAUAUUUUAUACUGUUUAAGUGUAUUGGGAGAAGAAAAACAAAACAGUAAGUGUUAACUUUGUCACGUUGGUAAACUGUGUGGGUUAGGUUUUGGUGUCAUCGCGAUUUUUAACGUUACUAUAAGUGUUUCGUAACGCAGCGGAUUUUUUUUUUUUUUUUUGGCUGACUCGCAAAAGAUUUUUCUUUCCGGAUGGCCAAAAAAAAAUCUUAACUGGUCAGGUGAAAAGGAAAAAAAUAAAAACCCUCCAAUUCCAGGAUAAAAUAAUUGUGUGUUUUGCGUGUGAAACGUUUUGACGUCUGAUUUUAUUAUUUUUUUUUCACUGUGGGAUUAACAGUUUGACGUACUUUGUUCAGCAAGAUGUGAGAUUGGCUUUAUUUCUUUUUGGUAAAAGAUGAAAACUGCAAUUUAAACAGUGCCAAAUUCCAACAAUACUAAAAUAAUGAAAGGUACUUCCUGCCUCGCGCUUAAUUGUGUUCUUUGUGAUACGUAAUUUGAUAACAUGGGGUGUUUUGUUACUUAAGUGUUUUGUAAUAAUUCUCUCAUGUUUGAAAAAAAUUAAAGGACAAAAAAAAAAGAUUAAAACCGGAGAGAAAAAAAGUUUGUUAAAUUGUUAAAACUGUGGUCUUGUUGCUUGGGAUUGUUCAUUGUUUGUUAUUUCUCUGUAUAAGUGCCCAUAUUUCCCAACCUUGCCAUUCAUUGAGAUGCUGCAAAAGCAAACCUCAUAAAGCUUUUUUUUUCAUUUAGUUGUAAAAUUAAAAAAUAUAUAUUAAAAACAACACACACACACACACACACACACAAACAUUUUUAAAACACCCCAAGGCAGGAAUGUUUAGAACUGGUUAGAUUUUUUUUUAAAUAAUAAUAAUUAAGCAUUUUUAGCUGCCGCCUAUGACUUUCUAACCAUUUGCAAAAGCAUUUGUCAUUCUUCUGUGCAUGUAAUUGCUCUGUAAUAAUGCGUUAACCUUUAACGGGCCAAUAUUUCUCUGCAUUAAUUGCUGGGAGGGGAUCAAAUCAGUUCAAUUUCUAUCACCUUGGGGGGAUUAAUUUCUUGGCCUGGUCUGUUCUAACUUCAUUGUCCCCACUCUGGUCGCCUUCACCACCAACCCACCCAGCACAUUGUAUCUGUGUUUUUUUUUUAAAAUCUUUAAGUAAAAAAAAAAGUUUUUUAAAAAAAGUUGUAGCUUCAUUGCGUUUUUUUUUUGGAAAAAGAAAAAAACUGUCACACAAGGCAAGUGUUUGUGCUCCUGUGAUGUGAGAUCUGGUGUUUGUAGACUAUUAUCAUUUAGGAUUAAGAAUUAAAGGAAAAAAAAAAUUAUAUAGUUUUUAAGUAUUUGUUUGAGGAAAGCCAAAGUUAAUGCAAAAUGAGUGGGGAAUUCGCAAGCCCAUGUGAGUGUCGUUGUUCUUUUUAGUGCAUUGGAUUGACCGUUAUGUGCUGGAAAUUUUUUGUUUUGUUUUUUGCUUUGCUCAGAAAAAUGUCAACACGCCACACACACGCACUCAAAAAAAAAAAUAUAUAGUGGGCUUUCAUAUUUCUACAACUUGAUUGUAAUUAUGCAUUUUGUACCAGUGGAAAAUUUUUAUACUGGAAAUUAAAAAGCGGAUGUUCCUGCACCUUCUACGAGUGGGGCCCAGCGAUGAUUGAUUUUGAGACUGAUUUCUAGUUGGUGCAGAUAAACUGGUGACUCUUUAAUUUUAAGAAUUUACACAAAAAAAAACAAAAAAAUAUAUAUAUAUAUAACUUUGGCUUGCUUUCCUCAUUUCUUUGCAUAUGCUUAAAUGUCAAGAAUUUUUGUCAAACGAAAUGGGUAAGUUUCUCUUUAAUUAUGUAUUGUGCAGUUACAUAAGGUAUUACGGCUAGCAGUAGUCAAUCAGCUGCAGUUGGAUAACUGUAUUAGUUUUUUAAAAAAAAUUAGGAGUUUGCUUUUUGCUGUUGAAAUCCAAGUUUUUUCCUGAUUCUCUGUCUUCAUUGUGAACAUAAUUGUGGAAUAGUCGGACUUAUUUUUGUAACGUAUGUUAUUGUGUGAUGCAGUUUGCUUCUGUCUCAAAUAUUAAACCAUUUUUCCUAA